Molecule: messenger RNA, 1297 nt
Organism: Melitaea cinxia (Glanville fritillary)
Lineage: Eukaryota; Metazoa; Arthropoda; Insecta; Lepidoptera; Nymphalidae
Product: serine hydrolase-like protein 2
Exons: 7
Coding region: 229-1152 (307 amino acids)
Source: RefSeq, a predicted model, not a curated record
GAUCAGAGAUUUCAAGGCUCUAGAAGUUUUUACAUAUAAACUGUAAAAAAAUCAUAUUUUUGUAAUUCGUAUUAACAUUGUAAACUGAAUAGAGUCACAAAAACCAGAUGAUUUAAUGAUAAGUGUGACUGCAGAGUGAUAUAGAUAAGCUGCUUUCGAACAGAAUGUUUGAUUAUUAAUCAAAAGUUUUCGUCUUUAAACUUUGUUUUUGCAUUGAAUAGUACAAAAAUGAGUCUUCUAGAUAAAGAAAAAGAAUGGUUUAUUCCUGCCCCUUGGGGACGCUUAUGUAUUGUUGCAUGGGGUGACUGCACCGAUCCCCCGGUUCUUGUCUGUCAUGGGAGCGCCGAUACCAUAAUCAGCUUUAGGCCGUUAAUGGCAUUGUUACCAACAAACUUUUAUUACAUAGGUGUAGAACUACCAGGAUGUGGCAAAUCUGAUCCAAUGCCCCUUGGGGUCAUGAUUAGCGUGUUUGAUCUAAUGUACGCCAUAGAGGUCGUUGUGAACCACUUUAGAUGGAAGACCUUCGUGUACUUAGGACAUUCCUUAGGUUGUAUGUUAGGUAAAUUAUACGAUUUAUGUUAUCCGAGAAGGAUAAGCAAGUGCAUAGAUUUGGAUCCAAUUUCAGUGGUAUUUUCAUUUCCAGCUGAGAAGUUUCCUGAAUGGUACAAAUACUUCUUCGUAAAUUACUUUGGAUCUUACGAAAAGUAUAAUUUGAGUAAGGAAGAACGACCAACGUAUACUGAAGAGGCGGUUAUAUCGAAAGUGAUGAAACGUCGCGGAUUAAAUAGUGAAAUAGCGAGAGAGAUAGCUGCGAGGUUGACCGAACCAGCGGGGAACGGUCUUUACAGGUUUACCUACGACGAAAGGACCACAUUGACCACCCACCCCCCCUACAGCCCGGAAUAUGUGGAAACGUUACUGAAAACAAUAAAAACGCCGACAUUAACAUUCGUAUCAGACGAAUCGAAGAAUGAUGGGAGAUACGACCAAUUGAAGAAUUUGUUUGACGAGAAAUUCUCAAGCAAUAUCCGUGUUAUGGUUGUAUCAGGGAAUCAUGAUGUGCACGUGAUACAUCCAGAACGAGUCGCGUCAUACAUUAGUCGGUUUCUGUUGUACGGUUUGAAUGGGUUGGAUGGGAAGGCUAAAUUGUAGAUGAUUUUAUAUGUAUAAUUUUGGAACAUAUUCAGAAAAUUGUAUACAGGGUGUUCGACUUCUAAAAUUAUCCUAAGUUACUCCUUAUUACAUCAGCUAUCUGCCAGUGAAAGUACCGUCAAAAUCGGUCCAGCCGUUUCAGAGG